Molecule: messenger RNA, 2865 nt
Organism: Globicephala melas (long-finned pilot whale)
Lineage: Eukaryota; Metazoa; Chordata; Mammalia; Artiodactyla; Delphinidae
Gene: CPNE4
Product: copine 4
Biological process (GO): cellular response to calcium ion
Cellular component (GO): plasma membrane
Molecular function (GO): calcium-dependent phospholipid binding
Source: RefSeq, a predicted model, not a curated record
CGCGCGGGUUUCGUCAGAAGGUGGAGGCUUUCGGCGGAGCCGCGGUCCCCAGCUGCCCGGUCGCGCCCCGUUUCCUCCCUCCCGCUCCGCCCCUCUCUCCGGCGCCCCCACUCCUCUCCCCGAGUGACUGAGGGACGAACGGCCCCGUCCUCACCACCCGGCAUGGAGUUCGGGUCCCCGCGCAGCCCUCACUUCCCGCUCGGCAUCUCUUCCCUCCACGGUCGCUGAGCUGCCCCGGCGCCCGAGCGGAGGGCGGCACGACCCCCUAGGCCGACCGCGGCCCCGCCCACGGCCGCACCGCAGCUGCGCUCUGGUUGGACCCCGACAGCCGAAGCCCAGUCCGCCCUCGGGUCCCCGCGCCAGAAUGAAGAAGAUGAGCAACAUUUAUGAGUCAGCUGCCAAUACACUGGGAAUCUUUAACAGCCCCUGCCUGACCAAAGUUGAGCUGCGUGUGGCAUGCAAAGGCAUUUCCGACAGAGAUGCCCUUUCCAAACCAGACCCCUGUGUCAUCCUCAAGAUGCAGUCCCACGGGCAGUGGUUCGAGGUUGACAGAACAGAGGUGAUUCGCACCUGCAUCAACCCAGUGUAUUCAAAACUGUUUACCGUGGACUUUUAUUUUGAGGAGGUGCAGCGCCUGCGGUUUGAGGUCCACGACAUCAGCAGCAACCACGAUGAGCUGAAGGAGGCUGACUUCUUGGGUGGCAUGGAGUGCACACUUGGCCAGAUUGUUUCCCAGAGAAAGCUGUCCAAAUCCUUGUUGAAGCACGGGAACACGGCAGGGAAAUCCUCCAUCACGGUGAUUGCUGAGGAAUUAUCUGGCAAUGAUGACUACGUUGAACUUGCCUUCAACGCACGGAAACUGGAUGACAAGGAUUUCUUCAGUAAGUCUGACCCAUUUCUGGAAAUUUUUCGAAUGAAUGAUGAUGCAACUCAGCAGCUUGUGCACCGAACUGAGGUUGUGAUGAAUAACUUAAGCCCAGCCUGGAAAUCAUUCAAAGUAUCAGUAAAUUCUCUAUGCAGUGGAGAUCCCGACCGCCGGCUGAAGUGCAUAGUAUGGGACUGGGACUCCAAUGGCAAACAUGACUUCAUUGGAGAAUUCACCUCAACAUUCAAGGAGAUGAGAGGAGUAAUGGAAGGAAAACAGGUGCAGUGGGAGUGCAUCAAUCCCAAGUACAAAGCCAAGAAGAAGAAUUAUAAGAACUCGGGCAUUGUGAUUUUGAAUCAGUGCAAGAUCCACAAGAUGCAUUCUUUCUUGGACUACAUCAUGGGUGGCUGCCAAAUCCAGUUUACAGUAGCUAUAGAUUUCACGGCUUCGAAUGGGGACCCCAGGAACAGCUGUUCCCUGCACUACAUCCACCCCUACCAGCCCAAUGAGUACCUGAAGGCCUUGGUAGCUGUGGGGGAGAUUUGCCAAGACUAUGACAGUGACAAAAUGUUCCCAGCCUUUGGGUUCGGUGCCAGGAUACCCCCAGAGUACACGGUAUCUCACGACUUCGCAAUCAACUUUAAUGAAGACAACCCAGAAUGUGCAGGGAUUCAAGGAGUUGUGGAAGCCUACCAGAGCUGCCUUCCCAAACUCCAGCUCUAUGGCCCCACCAACAUCGCUCCCAUCAUCCAGAAGGUUGCCAAGUCAGCAUCAGAGGAGACCAACACUAAGGAGGCAUCGCAAUACUUCAUCCUGCUGAUCCUGACUGACGGGGUCAUCACAGACAUGGCCGACACGAGGGAGGCCAUCGUCCAUGCCUCCCACCUCCCCAUGUCGGUCAUCAUCGUGGGAGUGGGCAACGCAGACUUCAGUGACAUGCAGAUGCUGGACGGUGACGACGGGAUUCUGAGGUCGCCUAAGGGAGAGCCCGUCCUUCGCGACAUCGUCCAGUUCGUGCCCUUCAGGAACUUCAAACACGCAUCUCCAGCUGCCCUGGCAAAGAGCGUGUUGGCUGAAGUCCCAAACCAAGUCGUGGACUAUUACAAUGGCAAAGGGAUUAAGCCAAAAUGUUCAUCAGAAAUGUAUGACUCUUCCCGGACACUGGCUCCAUGAAGUCUACACACUUUUACAGAGUCCUUGAAUACUAUUCCUGCUGAUACUUAAUACUUCUAUUAUCCUGUACUUAAAAAGACACAAAGGUACACAUUUAAAAAUAGCACGUUUUGGUGAUUUUUAACUAACUAACAAUUUUUUUUGCAUGUGUAGCCCUGAGGCCUGGAUCUGCUAAGCCCUUGUAUUGUUAAAGACUUUUUACAAAGAAACACAGAUAAUUAUAACUUACUCUUUACAUUACAGCAUGUCGCCUUGAUAUAAAAUGUUAUCUGUAUCUGUUUUUUAUACAGGUUUGUUGAAAUUUUGCUAAAUUUCUUAUUAUCUUUACACUGUAAAGCAUUUUGAAACAUUUCUUGAACGUUGAUAGCCAAAACAUAUUUGGUUUUAUCUGCUACAGGAUGAGAGACUUUUUAAAAUGGCAGAUGCAUGGACUGUAUUUUGCAUGUUUAAAAUAAAAAAAAAAAAAACCAUGCUGUUUUUGCAGUUGUCGGCCAUAAUUCUUCCCUGCUGAGAAUGGUCCCUCCACUGAAAAAGGGGCUUAUCCACCUAGAGGUGGUCUUCUUGAAGUGGGUCUGGGGCACCCAAUCCAGCACCUCUCAGACUUCCCUGUGUAUACAAAUCACCAGAGAAUCUUGUUUAAAUUUUGACCGUGAUGCAAUAGGUGUGCAUGGGCCCAAGAUCCUAGAGCUCUGAGUCCCAGAUGAUGCCAGUUCAGGCCCCAUGUUUAUGUCACUCCCUAGGAAUGACCUCAAAGUGUCUUCAAUAGACCCAUGACAGUGGAAACUUGUCAACAGCAAAUAGCCAUGUAUUUUAUGAAUAAAUUUGGU